AAUCUCCAUCUGACUCCGAAACAGAGCUGUGUGCCAAACAGCCAACCUGCUGCUGCUAGCCCUCCCUGGCAGCUCGCUCUCAUUUCACCUCAUUCUCUAGCUAGCUAAUGGUAACAACAUACUCUGUGCUGGUCCAGAGAGGGACAGAAACAUACAGAGAAUGGGAAGGUUUCUCCUGCUCACUUGCUGAUCUAUUUAUCUGCAUGGUCCUUCUGUCCUUCUGAGAGAGAGAGAGAGAGAGAGGGAGGGAGAGAGAGAGGGAGGGAGGGAGGGGAGAGGCAGAGAGAGAGAGAGCAUCUCUGGAACAAGUGGAAGAGCCAGAGUGCGAACAAGCGAACUGCAGGGAGGGAGAAGGAGUGCAUAGCAACGCGACUCCACGAUGAAGAACCAGGAGCACCAUCCUCAGAAGCCCGUGAUUCCAGACUUGCUAAUGACUCCAAGCGAUCAAGGAGAUGGUGACCUGGAGAUUGAGUACCCUGAAGACAGAGGGAAUUGGACAGGCAAGCUGGAUUUCCUUUUGUCCUGUAUUGGCUACUGUGUUGGACUGGGGAACGUCUGGAGGUUUCCAUACCGCGCUUACACAAAUGGAGGAGGGGCAUUCCUUGUUCCUUAUUUCAUCAUGCUGGCGAUCUGUGGGAUUCCCAUCUUCUUCAUGGAGCUGUCGCUGGGCCAGUUCUCCAGCUUGGGGCCUCUUGCUGUUUGGAAGAUAAGCCCUCUGUUUAAAGGUGUUGGCAUGGCCACAAUCCUGAUUGUCUGCUUGGUGGCCAUUUACUAUAACAUGAUCAUCGCCUACGUUCUCUUCUACCUCUUUGCCUCGCUGACAAAAAACUUGCCCUGGCAGUACUGCGGCAACUGGUGGAACACAGACCUGUGCCUGGACCACCACAUCAUGCGCACGGGGAAUGGCGCUGUCCCCUUCAACAUCUCUAACACUGUCAGCCCAAGUGAGGAAUACUGGAGUCGUUAUGUCCUGCACAUCCAGGAGAGCUCGGGGAUUGGCGAUCCUGGGAGGAUCCGCUGGAAUCUAUGCCUGUGUCUUCUCCUCGCCUGGGUCAUUGUGUACCUAUGUAUCCUAAAGGGAGUCAAAUCCUCUGGCAAGGUUGUAUAUUUCACAGCUACCUUUCCUUACCUCAUCCUGAUCAUGCUCCUGAUUCGAGGUGUGACCCUGGAAGGAGCCUGGUUAGGAAUCAAGUUCUAUCUCACGCCACAGUUUGACCUGCUACUGUCUCCCAAGGUGUGGAUUGAAGCAGCUUUACAGAUCUUCUACUCUCUUGGGGUAGGAUUUGGGGGACUUCUCACCUUUGCAUCAUAUAACACCUUCCACCAGAACAUUUACAGGGAUACGUUUAUAGUUACUGUGGGCAAUGCUAUCACCAGCAUCUUGGCUGGCUUUGCCAUCUUCUCUGUUUUGGGCUACAUGUCCCAAGAACUUGACGUCCCUGUUCAGGAAGUUGCCAAAGCAGGUCCAGGCUUGGCAUUUGUGGUGUACCCACAAGCCAUGACAAUGCUUCCUCUUUCUCCUUUCUGGUCUUUCCUUUUUUUCUUCAUGCUGUUGACUCUUGGCCUGGACAGUCAGUUUGCCUUUCUAGAGACCAUUGUUACUGCGGUGACAGAUGAGUUCCCAUAUUACCUGCGGCCAAAGAAGGCUUUUUUCUCAGCCGUCGUUUGUAUUGUGAUGUUCCUGAUGGGGCUCAUCCUCACAACAGAGGGCGGGAUGUAUUGGCUGGUGCUGCUGGAUGACUAUAGCGCUGGGUUUGGACUCAUGGUAGUGGUCAUUACCACCUGCUUGGUGGUGACACGUGUCUAUGGCAUGAAGAGAUUCUGUCGUGACAUUCAUAUGAUGCUGGGUUUCAAGCCAGGGAUAUACUUCAAAGCCUGUUGGUUGUUCCUGUCUCCAGUGACAAUGAUGGCUCUGCUGGUGUACAGCAUCAUCAAGUAUGAACCAUCAGAGUAUAAUGGGUCCUAUCGUUUUCCAUUCUGGGCUGAGAUUCUGGGCAUCCUGAUGGGAAUCAUCUCCUGCCUGAUGAUCCCCAUGGGGAUGGUUUUUGCUGUGCUCCACGAGGAAGGAACACUCUGGCAGAGAAUCCAGCAAGCUAGCAGGCCAACCCUGGACUGGGGUCCUUCCCUGGAGGAGAACAGAACUGGCAUGUAUGUGGCUACUCUGGCAGGCAGCCAGUCACCUAAACCUUUGAUGGUCCAUAUGAGGAAAUAUGGAGGGAUAACCAGCUACGAGAAUAUAGCCUUUCAGGUAGAUAAAGAGAUUGAAGAGGAUGAAGAAGAGUCCAUGAUGUGAAUGAAGUGGCAGCCUCCCAGCUCACCACCCAUGUGGGGGGAGGUGGAGGGAACGCAAGGAAGCAGACAACUGAACUUUUGCACAAAGUUGCACUUUGGCACUUCCAGAUGCAUUUAGCAUCUCAUAGCAGUGAACUCAGCAUAACUCUGCUGAGAAUCCCAGUGUUGUUGAGGUUUCUGUUUGAUGUGGGAAGGUGUGCAAUGACUCUGUGUCUUGCUGCUCUAAUGUCUAGGACAGGUCACUUGGAUCCACUCAUGUUUUCCCUUCCUCACCGAAGCAGUGAUAAAUUCCUCAGGGUCAGGGCCUAGCAUCCCAUAAACUAUCUUCUUCCUAUCUAAUCUAUCUCCCCACCCCCUUGAUGGUCACCUAGCUAUUUGUUUGCAGUUUUUAGCCUACAUAGUUUCACUCAGAAUAGCCCUCCCAAAGCUGCCACUACGUUCUGUGGCCUAACAACUAAGUCAAGGAUGGGGGACCCCUCAAGCCUGGGGAUCAAAUGUGGCCCUCCAGGCCUCUCUAUCUGGCCCUUGAGGCACUCAUUGGGCCACACCCCUCUUUAGCCCUGCUUUGCACUUUGAAAAUGCUUCUUGCUUGCCACUUGCCAGGGUAGAGGACAGGGAGAGAUGUGUGAGCAUGUGUAGAAAUCAUCCUACAUGUAAACACAAUUUGUAUAAUCAUUGGAAUGUAGGGUUGUAUCCAAUGCAGAGUAAACCCAUUGAAGUUAAUGGGCAUUGCUAGCUUAGAUCCAUUCAUUUAAACUUAGCUGGAUAAAACCCAUCCACUGCCUGAAGUACAGAGUGGAGGGGCAGACAUGCAAACCUUCUACUAUGUCAGACAGUUUGUCCAUCUCAUUCACUGUUGUCUACAAUGUGUGGCAGGAACUCUCCAGGCUCUUUCAGAUGGGAUUUUCCCAGGCCCACCUGGGGCCUUUUGCAUAGAAAGCAUGUUCUUUACCACUGAGUUACAGACACCUCCUCUCCUUUUGAGGAGGAGCUAUCACAUACACUGGACUUCGUUUUGUAUGGCCAUAUGUGCCCUAAUGCCACACACUACCUAAAACACGUAGUGGAGGGGCACACACGCAAACAUGAUAGGUGGGUGAGUGGCUGAAAUGGCCCAAAGUACCGUUUGCUCUUCAGAUUUCAAAAUGUAUUGGGUUGGCAAUUUUGCUUGUGAGGCUUAAAUUGCAGUUUUAUGCUUGAAUCAGUGUCUAAUGGGAAUGUAAAAAACAAACAAACAAGCCUACAAGAAUGACUAGAAUGUGCAUUCUAUUUAGCUUCUGAAUUCUAUCCCCUCACACCACUCAAAUGUUGCAUAAGUAGCAGGAGGGAGGAUUUAUGUGCACUUUGGGUCCUAUGCAUGAAAACAGCCUCCUAUAGCAGGGGUUGGCAACCUAAGGCCCAUGGGCCGGAUGCGGCCCAAUCUCGUUCUCUAUCUGGCCCACGGACGGUCCGGGAAUCAGCGUGUUUUU
Messenger RNA from Podarcis muralis (Common wall lizard), 3761 nucleotides. RefSeq names its product solute carrier family 6 member 7 (gene SLC6A7). Gene Ontology annotation, cellular component: plasma membrane. Gene Ontology annotation, molecular function: amino acid:sodium symporter activity. The record is from RefSeq and is a predicted model, not a curated record. Gene Ontology annotation, biological process: nitrogen compound transport; amino acid import across plasma membrane; sodium ion transmembrane transport. NCBI's taxonomy places the organism in Eukaryota, Metazoa, Chordata, Lepidosauria, Squamata, Lacertidae.